AUGGCAUUCACGAUCUCAAAGUUCUGUUCCGGAUGCGCGCUACUUCUGCUGAUCGGAUCGAUCUACCAAACGGCGGCCCAAGAUGCGUCGAUGCUCUCGACCUACUCUCAGAUGAGUCCCGAAGGGGCCCUGCAGAAGCUUCUAAGAUCUGAACCCAAAGCCGCGGGAAGCCAUUUCGGGGACGUGAAAUCGGAAGAUGGCCGGGAAAAAAAUCGGCCCGCUCACCUGUCGAUGUCUGAAGAAGAGAUAGCAUUCGAUACACCCUUUACUUAUGAGGCCAAUUCGGAGAAACCGCUGCCGAAUUCGGUGCCAGAAUCAGGUUUGAAAAAUGAAGAGGAAGAGGUUGACGAGGAGGAGGAGGAAGGAUCGGAGGAGCAGGAAUCGGAAGAAGAGUCUGUGGAAGGAUCAGAGGAAGAGUCCGAGGAACAGUCCGAGGAGGAAGAACAGCCCGAAGAGCCAACAGAUGAUGACGAUGGGUCGGCCGAAGGUCCUGCUACUGAAGAAACACACUCAAAUCAGUCUAGCAAAACGGACCAGAAAAUCAAGCUAGGAAUACGAAAACAGUAA
Messenger RNA from Uranotaenia lowii, 567 nucleotides. Its product is annotated as glutamic acid-rich protein-like. NCBI's taxonomy places the organism in Eukaryota, Metazoa, Arthropoda, Insecta, Diptera, Culicidae. Bases 1 to 567 code for a protein of 188 amino acids. The record is from RefSeq and is a predicted model, not a curated record. The transcript has a single exon.